Molecule: messenger RNA, 1080 nt
Organism: Thelazia callipaeda (thelaziosis nematode)
Lineage: Eukaryota; Metazoa; Nematoda; Chromadorea; Rhabditida; Thelaziidae
Source: the annotation of a GenBank genome assembly
AUGUAUUUUGUAUUGAGUGAACAAAGUCAUUGGAACGGUGGCAUUGCGGUGCUACUUGGAACCUUUGCUUCAGAGUCAUAUAAGGCUCAAAUGGUUCACAUUCAGUUUUUUAAUGAUUUGCAUAAGCUGAGUAUGAUUUCAGUGAAAGUGGAAAAAGGUGUAAAAGGUGAUAAGGGCGAUCGAGGUCCACCAGGAUUGCCGGGACUUCCGGGUCCGGAAGGACCCCCUGGAACGUGUCCAAUCGAGUGUAAGCAAGCACGUGAUGGACGUGAUGGUGCUCCAGGAGCACCAGGAGAUAUAGGACCAAUGGGACCACCUGGUCCUCAAGGACCUCCUGGACCACCAGCUCAUGUAAUAAAAGAUAGACUAGAAGGAGCAGAAACAAUUAUAGGUCCUGAAGGACCGCAAGGACCACCUGGGCCUAUGGGACCAAGAGGGCCUCCAGGACCACCAGGGAUCGGGGAACCUGGAUAUCCAGGAGCUCCAGGAAGUCCCGGUCGUUGUGAAAGAUUACAUCCUUCAGAUAUUGAACGAAUCAUCCGUGAUCCUCGGAUUAAGGGUGAAAAAGGUGAUGACUGCCUACCUGAGUCUUCGUUUCAUCGCUCACAUCAUACUACCGAAUUGCCUCCAUAUGACCCUCACCGACACCGUUACACUUUGAAAGGCGAAAAAGGUGAGCGAGGUGAAGCAGGAAUAAUGGGCCCGAUGGGAUAUCCUGGGCCACCAGGUCCUCCCGGACCAGCUGGACCCACAGGAUCACCUGGAAUACCAUCAGCACCUGUUCACCCUCAGUCGUACCCCAAACCGGCACAUAUUGCACCUGGAGGGGUUCAAGUAUAUCCAACAACUAUUGAAUUGUUUACAGCAUCUCAAGGUAUGCCCUUAGGUUCCUUGACCUUUUCCAUAUCAAGUCAGCAGCUGUUUAUUCGUGUAAGCGGUGGUUUUAAGGAUAUCAAAUUGGAAAGUUUCCACCCUGUUCUCGAGCAUCGCCCAUCAGUCGUAAGUUACUUCACAUUUCUGCUAUUUUUGGAUGAAUUUUUUGGUUAUGCAAAAAGCAAUAUUUGUAGAGGAGGCGACUGA